AUGACGAGACCGCGUCGCUCCAGCGCCGCCAGCGAGGAAAGCGAUGGCACCGCUGGCCAGCAGGAGCUGGGGAGCAUGUACGAUUACCUCGCCAAGAUCAUCCUCUUGGGACCUAGCGGGACAGGAAAAUCCUGCCUGCUGCACCGCUUUGUUAAGAACGAAUGGCGGGUCUUAUCGUCCCAGACUAUCGGUGUCGAGUUCGCGAGCAAGAUCAUCAAGGUCGGCACCGGAUCCCGGCGGAAACGCAUAAAGCUGCAGCUUUGGGACACUGCCGGCACCGAACGAUUCCGCUCCGUCUCGCGAUCAUACUAUCGAGGCGCCGCCGGCGCUAUCCUCGUCUACGACGUAACAUCCCACACCAGCUUCCGCGGACUGCAGCCCUUCCUCAACGAUGCCCGCGCCCUAGCGUCGCCGAAUCUGUCGUGUCUGCUUGUCGGCAACAAGCUCGAUCUCGCCUCCGACCCCCUCAUCGACACGAGCCUGCCCCCGCCAACGCCGAGCAGCGUCGGCUCCAUGUCCUACUUCACAAACGGCUCCGCCGGCACCAGCCUACCGACGCUCGGCACGCAGCAAAAAGCGUCGGAAGCCCCCGAGGGCCGCGAGGUCAGCAACUCGGAUGCGAACCAGUGGGCGAGCAAGGUCGGGAUCCCCGUGGUGAUGGAGGCGAGCGCAUUCAACGGCGAGAACGUGGACGAGAUCUUUGCGAGGCUGGCGCGCAUGAUUCUGACCAAGAUCGAGCUGGGCGACAUUGAUCCGGACGAUCCGAUGAGCGGCAUCCAGUACGGCGACGGCUACGGCGGGGGCUGGAACGCGGGCGCCAGCGACGGGGCGAGUAUCAAGAGUUCCAUGACCGGCGCGACGCUCGACGAUGCCGGCACCGUGCGGAGACGGAGAGGCAGGCGGAACACCCGCAGCGGCGCGAACUGGGGGCUGCGGGAGUGGGAAGAGGUCUUUACGCUUUCCAACCGACGCGGAGGCGGGAAGUGCUGCUAA
Messenger RNA from Colletotrichum chrysophilum, 993 nucleotides. RefSeq lists its product as uncharacterized. Gene Ontology annotation, biological process: regulation of endocytosis. Gene Ontology annotation, molecular function: GTPase activity; GTP binding. The transcript is spliced from 4 exons. NCBI's taxonomy places the organism in Eukaryota, Fungi, Ascomycota, Sordariomycetes, Glomerellales, Glomerellaceae. The record is from RefSeq and is a predicted model, not a curated record. Bases 1 to 993 code for a protein of 330 amino acids. Gene Ontology annotation, cellular component: endosome.